Messenger RNA from Rhipicephalus microplus (southern cattle tick), 797 nucleotides. RefSeq names its product normal mucosa of esophagus-specific gene 1 protein. Gene Ontology annotation, cellular component: respiratory chain complex IV. NCBI's taxonomy places the organism in Eukaryota, Metazoa, Arthropoda, Arachnida, Ixodida, Ixodidae. The record is from RefSeq and is a predicted model, not a curated record.
CCAUCCGAGAAUCCUGUUGACAGACUCGCACUAGACGAUACCGGCACGUGCUUCGUUAGCCGGUCCGCUGCUGCGCGCUUCCAAGCGUCUCUCCUCUUCUCGCCUCGGCUAGGCAACGGAAUCCUACUUGAAGGAAAGGAACAGAAAGUACCGCCUUGUUGCCAACGAGAAAUUGGGACACGGACAGCCGAAAUGAUGCAGAAAAUCAAAGACCCCGAAAAAAUGAAGGUUUUCGGACUUUACGCCUUCAGAAGGCACAAGGAGGUGAUCCCUCUUGUCGCGAUCAUCUCGGUGGCCACCAUCGGUUGCAUCGCCUUCAGCAUGUACACGAUGACCAAGCCGGAUGUCCAGUUCAGCAGGAAAGACAAGAUCCCGUCAUGGAUGCGGUACAGCCCCGACAAGACACAGAAGCUAUACACGACGAACGAAAACUGGAAGCUCGACGAACGGACCAUCGAGGUGGAGAAACUACGCAAGGAGAUCGGAUCUACGCACUGAGCCUUUGCCAGGCGCUCAGCUCAGCGCGAGUCCGGCACCAUCGGAGCGUUCCUGUGAAGCGUAGGCCGUGAAUUCAGGCACUUAGCCAGUCUGUGGUCGGGUGAACAGAGAAUUUCAGGGAACCGAAGCCUAUAGUUUCAGUUCACUGUGCGAACGCAUUAAACACUAUUCAAAAAUCGUUCAAUUAAGUCAAGUCCAGCCAGGAAACAUACUUUGGCCUAUUUAUUUUCGAAAGUUUCCAUCUCCGGACACGAAGCAAUCUCAGCAAGAAAUCAUAUACAGCUUCGCCGUAUAAGAAU